Aegilops tauschii subsp. strangulata is the source of this 720-nucleotide messenger RNA. Lineage: Eukaryota; Viridiplantae; Streptophyta; Magnoliopsida; Poales; Poaceae. The record is from RefSeq and is a predicted model, not a curated record.
AUGGCGGCCUCCGGCGAGGUAGUGAUCCGGGCGGCGUCGGUGGCGAGCGCCGAGGCGCAGUCGUGGUCGGCACGGCGAGGGGCGUCGUCAAGGGAGAGGGGACGGGGGCGCGAGGCAGAGGGCAGGGGCCGGCGAGGCGGCUCCGGGCGACGGCCACGGGGGGCGUGGACCCCGUUUGUCAUUGGCCCAGAGGCCAUAAAGGGCGCGGGCGACGGGUUACGGGCGCGCCCUGUUCGGGUGCACGCCCAGGGGCACGCGGGCAUGGGCGCUGGCGGCCACGGCGGGGCACGGCGCCGGCCAGGGAUGGGCGCAGGGGCGCAACCCGCCCAGUGCGGGGCAAGGUUGCCGGUGACAGGGGAGGCUGCCCAGGAGGGCGCAGCUGUGGUGGCAGGCGCCGGGCGCCGAGGCUGCGCGGGGGCAUGGCACAGCAGCAGGGCCACCGCGGGGCGGAAGCGGGGCGAACGCAGGGCACCGCAGCGGGGGUCGCGGGCAUGGCGAGCGCGGCCCCGGAGCGAGGCAGGGCGCGGGAGCGGCGUCGUAGCACGCGACGAGCGGCAACGGCGCGAGGCGGCAGCGAGGCCACGGCUGGGUAGCGCAGCCGCAGAUGCGAUGCGGGGCGACGGCGCAGGGCAGAGAGGGGAAGAGGGGGCUCACGGCGGGGUGCAGGGAUCGGGGCAAUGGUGCUCGUGGUGGGGGACGGGGAGGACGGCGUCGACGUAG